This is a messenger RNA of Trifolium pratense (red clover), 1116 nucleotides long. Its product is annotated as putative E3 ubiquitin-protein ligase RING1b. The record is from RefSeq and is a predicted model, not a curated record. Bases 1 to 1116 code for a protein of 371 amino acids. The transcript is spliced from 10 exons. Lineage: Eukaryota; Viridiplantae; Streptophyta; Magnoliopsida; Fabales; Fabaceae.
AUGGCACAACACGAGCGCUUGUACAUGGAAAGAGACAAUGAUAUUGAUUAUGAUGUUAUUGGUGAGAGAGACCGUCAACAUAAUGAUGCUGCACUUACGCUUUCUUCAAAGGACGACGAAAAACAACUGUUCAAGUCAAAUGAAUCCAGUACAAAAUGUGAUGUACGCUUGUCAGAAACACACAAGGAAUUUCAAUGUCCAAUUUGCCUAGGCAUCAUCAAAAAGGCCAAAAUAGUAAAGCAGUGCAAACACCGGUUUUGCAAAGAAUGCAUUGAAAAAGCAUUCCGCCUUAGCAAUCAUGAAUGUCCAAUUUGUCGUGUACACUGUCCAAGUAGACGUGCUCUAAUGGAUGAUAUGGAAUUUGAUUCAAAGAUUGCUAAUUUAUUUCGAUGCAAAGAAACAUCGGAUAAAGAGGAAAUGACUUUAAAUGAGAUCAACAUAGAGAUUGAGAAGGCAAAGCAAAAAGCUUAUAAAUCAAUUCUUGAGAAGCAACAUGUUGCAGCUUCAAUGAGCACCAAAGAUAGUGGGGUCAAAGAAAUUAUAGAAUCCAGUAGAAGAAGUGAGGUUGAACAACCAAUUCCUCAAAACAAUGUUCUUGCAUCUCCUAAUAACUUGAUGGAUUUUAUUAGAUCUUCUUCACUUGUAUGGGAAAGAAGUGGCCAAAGGAGGAACAAUCGACCAAUCGCUGAUAAUCCUACUGCAAAUGGAAGCAACCGCAUCUCCAAAUUAAUCGACCAUCUUCGUAACCUUAGCCGAGAAAAUAAAGAUGAGCUGGAUGUUUUUGUCAAGUUUAUCUCUUUUGAAGAGGAAAGAGUCCAAAAUUUGGGGAUGCCAUACCUUCUCUGCAAGCCUACCAUGUCAAUCAGUCAACUGCGUGAGUACGUUGCAUUAGAAACUUCUUUGCAAACUGAAGAAGUUGAAUUGUACGUAAUUAAAGAGUGUCAACCCAACAUUAUAGUUGGAGAUGCAAAAUUUGACCCAAGUGACAUUAAGUCAGAAUUAUUAGCAAAAGAGGAAGAAAUUUUGGCUCAACUCAUUCCAGAAAACCUCAAUCGCGGCCAUUUGGUCGUAGCUUACAAGAAGAAGAUGUGGGACUUAAACAUGGCAUUAUGUUGA